AUGGAGGCGGUGAGUGCUUCGCACGGUGUGUUGGGUCCCCUGCUGGGGAAGCUCACCGGUUUGCUUGCCGGUGAGUAUUCCCGGCUGAAAGGCGUCCGCCGAGAUAUCCGCUCGCUCAAAGCUGAGCUGACCGGCAUGCAUGCCGCGGUCCAGAAGUACACGACGCUGCAAGAUCCCGAUGUCCAGGUGAAAGCGUGGAUAUCCCUGGUGAGGGAGCUGGCCUAUGACAUCGAGGAUGUCAUCGACAAGUUUAUCCACCAGCUUGGUAAUGGCGGCCACCGCCAGAGUGGCUUCAAGGAGUUUUUCCGCAAGAUUGCUCGCCGUCUCAAGACUAUGGGUUCUCGUCGUGGAAUUGCCAACAAAAUCGACGAUUUGAAGAUUCGUCUCAAGGAGGUAAAAGAGUUGAAGACUAGUUACAAGCUGGAUGAUGUGAUGAAUGAAUCAUUUGCGGAUCCCCGCUUUGAACAUUCAGUAGUGGAUCCCCGAUUGUCAGCUCUUUUUGUUGACCAAGCACACCUUGUGGGCAUUGAUGGUCCAAGAGAUGAUCUUGCCAAUUGGACGUUGGAAGAUGAAAAUAGCUCGACUGGGCAUCGCAAGGUGUUGUCCAUUGUUGGCUUCGGUGGAUUGGGAAAAACGACAUUGGCAAAAGAGGUUUACCGCAAGAUCCAAGGGCAUUUUCAUUCCCAUGCUUUUGUCUCGGUCUCGCAAAAGGCUAAUUUAAAGACAAUUAUGAAGGAACUGAUCUCCCAGGUGGCUUGCAAGCAAGAUCUUACAGAAGGUAUCGACACCUGGGAUGAAACAAAACGUAUUGCCAAGCUAAAAGAACUCUUACAAGAUAAGAGGUAUCUCAUUGUUAUUGAUGAUAUAUGGUCCACAUCAGCAUGGGACGCCAUUAAGUGUGCUUUCCUGGAGAAUAAUUUUUCUAGUAGAAUAAUAACUACUACACGCAUUGUUGAUGUAGCAAGAUCAUGUUGUCUAGGUGGUAAUGGUCUAAUAUAUGAAAUGGAAGCCCUAAGUGAUCUGCACUCCAAAAUAUUAUUUUCUAAAAGAAUAUUUGGUUCCGAGGAAUGUUGCCCCGAUGUGCUAAAACAAGUUUCAUAUGAAAUACUAAAGAAAUGUGGAGGCCUCCCAUUGGCAAUUAUCAGUAUAUCAAGUUUAUUGGCAAACAAACCGGUGGUCAAACAUGAGUGGGAAAGGGUCAAAAGGUCUAUAGGUUCUGCAUUAGAGAAAAAUCGAAGCUUAGAUGGAAUGAACAGAAUACUAUGCCUUAGCUACAAUGAUCUUUCACCUAAUCUUAAGACUUGUUUGUUAUAUUUAAGUAUAUAUCCUGAGGAUUAUGUGAUUGAGAGAGAUACUUUAGUGAGGCGAUGGAUAGCAGAAGGCUUUAUCUCUAAAGAGCGUGGCCUGAGCAAACAAGAGGUUGCAGAGAAUCACUUCUAUGAGCUAAUAAACAAAAGCAUGGCCCAACCAAUGUACAUUGGAUAUGACGGAAAGGCUCGUGCUUGUAAAGUCCAUGACAUGAUGCUUGAGCUCAUUAUUUCAAAAUCAGUUGAAGAUAAUUUCAUCACUUUGGCAGGCCAUGGUCAAACUGAUUUGGCAAAUCGCCAUGUUCUUGUUCGGCGACUAUCAGUCCAGCAUAUUGACCAAGAGUUUGCAUCCGUAUUGGCAAAUGAAGAUCUAAUUCAUGUACGGUCGUUGACGGUGAUGACAUCAAAAUUCAUCAAUCACUUUCCUAGGUUUGUUGAGCUUGAAGCUUUGCGUGUGCUAGAUUUUCAAGACUGCCGUAUUCUGGAAGAGUAUGAUAUGAAGGAUAUAGAUAAACUAUUCCAGCUGAAGUACCUGAGCUUCAGGGGCACUAGUAUGCAGGAGCUGCCAUCAGGAAUUGUGAGGUUGUAUGGUCUAGAGACGCUAGAUCUUAGAGAUACAGAUAUAAAAGAAUUUCCCACUGGAUUUAUUCAGCUUGUUAAGCUACAACAUCUACUCAGUGGAAACACCGUUCACGGUGAUGUUUAUAGUAGAACGAAGAUACCAAAUGGGAUUGGAAAUAUGAGGAAUUUACAGGUGAUCUUGGUCUUUAAUAUUAUGAGGAGUUCGAUAUGUGCAGUCGAGGAACUGGGGAAUCUGACCAGUUUGAAAGAGCUCCAUUUACAGUUGGAUGAGGAUGUAUUUCAUGAAUACAAGAGGCAUGAAGAGAUGUUACUCUCCUCACUAUGCAAGCUUGGCACCUGCAAACUUCAGUCUCUACGCAUUAAAGGUUCACUAGUAGUUUUUAGUUCAACAACCCUCCAGUACUUAGAUUCUUGGUCCCCUUUGCCAUAUAACCUCCAAAUAUUUGAGAUGACCACUUACCACUAUUUCCCAAAGAUGCCAAAGUGGAUUGUACCAGCACUCACCAGUCUUGCAUACCUGAACAUUAAUUUGAUUGAAGCAACCGAGGAGGAUCUGCGGCUGCUUGGAGAGUUGCCUGCCUUACUUGAUCUGAAUAUAUCAUUCGAAACUGUCCAAAAGGAAAGGUUUACCGUACAAGGCGUUGGGUUCCGGUGUUUGAAGGUAUUCUGCCUUUAUUAUACUGAGUAUAGUGCAAGUGCAUUUUACUUGACGUUUGAAGAAGGGAGAAUGCCAAAUCUGGAGAAGGUUGAAUUAAUCUUUAUUUCAGUGGCGGAAGCCUAUGGAUUCCAGUUUGGUCUUUGCCACCUCCCAUGUCUGAGAGAUGCCCUUGUUAAACUUUAUAGUGAUGGUGACACAUCUUCUGAAAGCAACUCUGCUGCAGCUGGCGAGAUAAGAAAUGAGGCAAAUAGCCAUCCCAAUCAUCCCAGGCUAUCUAUCUUGGACCAAUGGGGAGCUGUAAUAUCAUGA
Molecule: messenger RNA, 2856 nt
Organism: Triticum turgidum subsp. durum (durum wheat)
Lineage: Eukaryota; Viridiplantae; Streptophyta; Magnoliopsida; Poales; Poaceae
Source: the annotation of a GenBank genome assembly